CUGGUAUAUAAACUUUUCGUGUGAUUGGGGGCCAUUUUAUUUCGUGAAACGAAGCCGUCAAUCGCGCACGUUUGCUGAGCGUUCCUAAGUAUUAUUCUAAGUGUCGACUGAUUACUAUCUAGCACUAGGCCAAGAAGCAUUACUAGACAGACACAACAAUGGCCAAACCACCAGCAGUGGGUAUUGAUCUGGGUACAACCUACUCUUGCGUGGGUGUAUUCCAACAUGGCAAGGUGGAGAUUAUCGCUAAUGACCAGGGCAACAGGACAACGCCGUCGUACGUUGCCUUCACCGACACCGAGCGUCUCAUUGGUGAUGCCGCUAAGAACCAGGUGGCGAUGAACCCCAACAACACCAUCUUUGAUGCCAAACGUCUUAUUGGGCGCAAAUUCGAUGAUGCCACUGUACAAGCUGACAUGAAGCAUUGGCCUUUUGAGGUUAUCAGUGAUGGAGGCAAACCAAAGAUUAAAGUUUCAUACAAGGGUGAAGAUAAGACCUUCUUCCCCGAGGAAGUUAGCUCAAUGGUCCUUACAAAGAUGAAGGAAACAGCUGAGGCCUACCUCGGCAAAACUGUGCAGGAUGCAGUCAUCACGGUUCCAGCGUACUUCAAUGAUUCACAAAGGCAGGCCACAAAGGAUUCGGGUACUAUCUCUGGCUUGAAUGUUCUCCGUAUUAUCAACGAACCGACUGCUGCUGCGAUUGCAUACGGUCUUGACAAAAAGGGUGGCGGAGAACGUAAUGUCCUUAUUUUCGACCUUGGCGGCGGUACUUUCGAUGUGUCCAUCCUGACCAUCGAGGAUGGUAUCUUCGAGGUGAGAUCUACUGCCGGAGACACCCAUUUGGGAGGCGAAGACUUCGACAACCGAAUGGUGAAUCACUUUGUACAAGAAUUCAAGAGGAAAUACAAGAAGGAUCUCACUACCAACAAGAGAGCCCUUCGUCGUUUACGAACAGCGUGUGAACGCGCGAAGAGAACUCUCUCUUCUUCUACUCAAGCAAGCAUUGAAAUUGACUCGCUCUUCGAAGGUAUUGAUUUCUACACCUCCAUCACCAGGGCGCGCUUUGAAGAAUUGAACGCGGAUUUGUUCAGAUCCACCAUGGAACCGGUCGAGAAAUCGCUCCGUGACGCCAAGAUGGACAAGUCUCAAAUCCAUGACAUAGUCCUGGUUGGUGGCUCUACUCGUAUUCCCAAGGUCCAGAAGCUCCUUCAAGAUUUCUUUAACGGAAAAGAGCUCAACAAGUCCAUCAACCCUGAUGAGGCCGUAGCUUAUGGUGCGGCUGUACAGGCUGCAAUUUUGCAUGGUGAUAAGUCUGAAGAGGUGCAGGAUCUGCUUCUGCUUGAUGUUACACCUCUGUCUCUUGGUAUUGAAACUGCAGGUGGUGUAAUGACCACACUGAUCAAGCGUAACACCACCAUCCCUACUAAGCAAAACCAAAUUUUCACUACUUACUCGGACAAUCAGCCCGGUGUGCUCAUCCAGGUCUUUGAGGGUGAGCGUGCCAUGACCAAAGAUAACAACCUCCUUGGAAAAUUCGAACUGACUGGUAUUCCUCCUGCGCCUCGUGGUGUUCCUCAGAUCGAGGUCACCUUCGACAUCGACGCUAAUGGUAUCCUCAAUGUGUCUGCUUUGGAGAAGUCUACCAACAAGGAGAACAAAAUCACCAUCACAAAUGAUAAAGGUCGCCUGUCUAAAGAGGAAAUUGAGCGUAUGGUUAACGAGGCUGAGAAGUACAGGACUGAAGAUGAAAAACAGAAGGAAACUAUCCAGGCCAAGAACGCUCUGGAGUCCUACUGCUUCAACAUGAAGUCAACAAUGGAAGAUGAGAAACUGAAAGAUAAGAUUUCUGAUAGUGAUAAGCAGACCAUCCUGGACAAAUGCAAUGACACCAUUAAAUGGCUGGACUCCAACCAAUUGGCCGAUAAGGAGGAAUAUGAACACAAGCAGAAGGAAUUGGAGGGCAUUUGCAACCCAAUCAUCACUAAGCUGUACCAAGGAGCUGGUGGUGCCCCUGGCGGUAUGCCCGGCGGUAUGCCUGGCUUCCCCGGUGGAGCCCCAGGCGCAGGAGGUGCCGCUCCCGGUGGCGGUGCCGGUCCAACCAUAGAGGAGGUCGAUUAAAACACAUUCCACGUUUUUGCAUUAAGAUUUUAUGGCAUAGUGGUAUAAGCCCCAUGCUUUAAAUUCAAUAAAUGAUUGAAACCAA
Hyposmocoma kahamanoa is the source of this 2202-nucleotide messenger RNA. RefSeq names its product heat shock 70 kDa protein cognate 4 (gene Hsc70-4). The transcript has 3 exons. The record is from RefSeq and is a predicted model, not a curated record. Gene Ontology annotation, biological process: protein refolding; vesicle-mediated transport; cellular response to unfolded protein. Gene Ontology annotation, cellular component: cytosol; plasma membrane; cytoplasm. Lineage: Eukaryota; Metazoa; Arthropoda; Insecta; Lepidoptera; Cosmopterigidae. Gene Ontology annotation, molecular function: ATP binding; ATP-dependent protein folding chaperone; misfolded protein binding. The coding region runs from base 159 to 2117 and encodes 652 amino acids.